Molecule: messenger RNA, 8297 nt
Organism: Carcharodon carcharias (great white shark)
Lineage: Eukaryota; Metazoa; Chordata; Chondrichthyes; Lamniformes; Lamnidae
Gene: selenoi
Product: selenoprotein I
Exons: 10
Coding region: 169-1329 (386 amino acids)
Biological process (GO): phosphatidylethanolamine biosynthetic process
Cellular component (GO): endoplasmic reticulum membrane; Golgi apparatus
Molecular function (GO): ethanolaminephosphotransferase activity
Source: RefSeq, a predicted model, not a curated record
UCGCCUUCCCCUCUCCCUCCCUCUCUCUUUCUCCCCCUGGAUGAAGUGCCGCUCUUGACUCUGCUCUGCGCCUCCUCGGCUGCCGGUUGGGAAUUCACUGAGCUCGGGAGGGUGGGAACCGGUGCCGCUGCCCCGGUCGGUCGGUCGGUCGGUCGGUCGGUCGGAGCCAUGUUUUCCUAUGAGUAUGUCACAGAGGAGCAGCUGGCGGGGUUCGACAAGUACAAGUAUAGUGCAGUGGACACCAAUCCGUUGUCUGUAUAUGUUAUGCACCCAUUUUGGAACUCUGUAGUUAAGAUUUUACCUACAUGGUUGGCACCAAAUCUGUUGACGUUCUCUGGUUUCAUGCUACUUGUGCUUAAUUUUUUUAUGUUGGCCUAUUUUGACUAUGAUUUUUAUGCUUCAGGUGCAGGUUAUGUGCAUGUUCCCAGUUGGGUAUGGAUUGCUGCUGGUCUCCUAAACUUCACAGCAUAUACGCUUGAUGGGGUUGAUGGGAAGCAAGCUCGGCGGACCAGCUCCAGCACUCCACUUGGAGAACUCUUUGACCAUGGCUUGGACAGCUGGGCGUGUAUAUUUUUUGUAGUCACUGUCUAUUCCAUCUUUGGACGUGGGGAGGCAGGUGUCAGUGUUCUUACCCUUUUCUUCAUCCUGUGGGUGGUGCUGUUUUCCUUCAUACUUUCCCACUGGGAGAAGUACAAUACAGGAGUCCUUUUCCUUCCUUGGGGAUAUGACAUUAGUCAAGUGACUAUUUCAAUUGUAUACAUCAUAACUGCUAUAGUUGGCGUUGAAGCUUGGUAUGGACCCAUCUUCCUUAAUUUCCAGUACAGAGACCUCUUCAGUGUCAUGAUUUUGGGAUGUGCCUUUAUCGUCACAUUUCCUGUGAGUUUGUAUAAUGUUUUCAAAGCAUAUAGGUCUAACUCCCUGAAGCACCAUUCCUUUUAUGAAGCCAUGCUGCCGUUCAUCUCACCAGUGUUGCUUUUUGGUCUUUGCACAUUCUGGGUCUGUACAUCACCAUACGAUGUUAUAGAGAAACAUCCAAGAAUAGUAUACUUCUUGGUUGGCACAGCAUUUUCUAAUAUCACGUGUAAACUCAUAGUUUGCCAGAUGAGUAACACUCGCUGUCAACCUCUCAGUUGGCUUCUCCUGCCGUUAGCUACAGGUGUGAUCUUUGUGAUCUCUGGUAUCCUACAAGACAAAGAAUAUCAUCUUCUUAUUGUUCUGACAACAGUAAUAACCCUCGCACAUAUUCACUAUGGAGUGUGUGUGGUGAAUCAGCUGAGCAAACAUUUUAACAUUUACGUCUUCUCACUGAAGAAACCGAAUACAGAAUGACUAGAGGAGGAACAGAAAAUUGGCUUGCAGGCUCCUGAAGUAUUGUAAAGAAUGACUGACCCAGCAGCCUGUGAAUGCUUCAACCAUCACUGCAAACUGUGCCCACCACCACCAUCACCAACAGUAGAAAACAGAAGGUUCAUUCAGAUAGUACUCUAUAAGUAUUAAAAUAUUGUUUUGUAAGAAAUUGACUGAUAAUAAGGGUUUAAUAACUUAAUUAAGUAUGUAAAUAUACAUUAACUGUGCACAAGCAAAGUUUGUGUGCAAUUAGUUGGCACUGGAUUUUUUUUUUUUGAUGUGAUGCUCCUUUCAGUAAAGUUCUAUUAUACCAUUGGCGUCUUCAGUAAAGUAGAUGGUAACUUGUAUCCAAGAAAACAGGCAAGAAAUAUUUCAGCAGUCUUUCAUUUUACAGAUUCAUAACCUAGUCAUGGGCAAUGUGAUUAUGCUUUUGUAAGUUGCUCAUUGGGAGCCCUGUCCACAUCUUUAUUUCAACAUGUGUUCUAAAGGACAAUUCCACCAAACUUAUAAUACUGGAAACUGAAUGUUCUCUUGUCUUUAUAGCCCAAUUGAGCAAUACUGCUGAUUUUGAAAAUUGCAGGUUUUUAAAAAAACUGGAAUAGUAAUAGAGCUUAGUAUUGUAGGAGUUUGCCACAAUCCUUAUUAAAAGCAUGUAUUUAAAAGCUUUUUUGAAUGAGUAAGUUAUAACGUUUAUGAAGAGAAUUGAAUGAAAAUGUAAAGUAAUUUUGAAACUGUUGAUUAUCAGAAACAAAUCAAAACCUCAAAUUGCUGUUUUCACUUUUAUUUCAAGUAUUCAGUUUUGUGGUGGUGAUUGCAUGCCGAUUUUCUACUAUAAAUGAUAGUUUUCUUCAAUGGAGAGAAUUGUGCUUGAAUGAAGAGUAUACUAAAAGUCUCAGAGCAAGGUAUACUUGGAAGGAACAAGCAUGACUAGCAGUAACUGUGUUUAGUUUACAAAACACAAUUUACAAAACCAGAGGUUUUGUACCUAAACUCUGUUUAGGAAAGGCAGUGAAUAUAUUGUGUGUAUUUUUCAUAUUUUGUCAAUUACUGUCAGUUGGGGAGGUGGGUGGGGGAAGGGUGGGGAAAUGUUCAGACAGUCAUGCUUCAUGGUGUAAGAAUUCAUACUUUUGUCAAUCCAGUUUGAUGGAUCCUUGUGUUGAGUACAAUUUCAUCAAUGGUCUCUUUUCCAUAGAGGUACUGUAUAUCUUACUGGUGAAGCUUGUCAUAAUAAAACAUUGCAAUAUUCAUUUUCAUAUUACAUCAGUGUAAUUUCUGUUCAAAAUAUAGUUUGGACCAGUAGAAUAAUAUCAGUUCUAAUAUUUUAUUUACUAUUUCAUACUAUUUUGAACUGGCUUCAUUUUGUUUAAAGCAAUUCAACUGGCCCAAAUUAAUUUGUUGUAAAGAUAAAUUUUAAUUUAGUCAUAUUACACCUUCCAUGCAAUGCUUAGAAAACUAAAUAGUGCAUCAAUUUCAUUUACAAUUCAAAGCUGUAUUAUAGCUGUACACCACAAUUGUAUCAAUAGUUUGUCUCCGAACAUGAAAUGACUGAUUAAACUCUUGUACUAACAUUAUGACAAAACAUCAAAUCCUUUCGUUUAAUAUUUCACCUGUGGUUUGCAUAUGUUUAUUUCUGAUAUUUUAUAUAUAUGUCAGUAUUCUUAGGGGUGAAUACUUAAGUUUCAGCUUUGAUGUAAUUCAGUCAAUUUGAAGCUGAAGUUCAGAUUAUAAGAAAAUAAAAGUGCUUAAUUUGACUAUCCAAUUUUCAAUCAAAACACAUAUUUCAAAGCCCACUUAUGGUUUGUAUUCAGUGUUCGAAGGAGACCGCGACAAAUGGUUUGAAAAUAGACUAGGCUAUUUUAUAUCUCUGAAGGGUAUUUUUCUUAAUCUUCAGCUUUGGUUUUCUGUGCACUUAACUUAUCCCUUUUUGAACUUGUAGAAGAGAUUAUUAGACCCUGAGUGCAUUAAUUCAAAACAGAUUGGAGACAUUGAUCUGGCUGAUCUAGCAAUAGUUUGGAAGCCAUCUCUUGCCUGUAUAUUGUAGAUGUAGGAUAACUGGGCUGCGAGACCUUUGUAAGAAGCUUUCAGUAUCUAAUUUGAAAAGGAACUAUUAGAAAUGCAAGCAGUUGUAUAAGCAUAUUCUAUGCCAUUUCCAGUAAGGUUUCAAGCAUCAACUGAGUAAUUCAUUCAGAAAGUAGCUAUUAUAAAUUGCUGCUUACAUAAUUACUGCAUAAUUACAUAAUUAGAGACAUCACUAUCUGUUUGCUACGGUAAGGUUGCUUGUCAUAUAGCUGUUUACAAUUCGUUUUACUUUCCUCUCCAUCUUCCACCUUCAUUGCAGUAGUGCGAUUGUGUCCAGUGGAACAUUGGUUGAUAAUUGAUUGGUGUGCAACAUUGAUGUGUGAACCAUCUCACUAUGGCUUUCGGUCAUUAUGGGUGCAUGUUCUAUGAAUCAUUCUCUACCAGCCAUCAUUUCAUACAAAAAUAUGCAGGAUACAGUUUCCAUUCUUGCUGUUAACUAAAAAUGGAGCUGUUCUCCUAUUGAUAUGAAUGAAUCUGUGGUUAAGGAGGCUAUUUUAAAUUACGCCGAGUCCGUGAUAUUAGAAGUACAAUUACAAAUUCUGACUUGCAAAAUACAAAAUUACUGGAGAAUGUGCAUAUUCUGGUGGUGUAAAUGGUUUUUUUUGUUGCACACUGUACUCAAAUUUUCAGGCAUUGGGUAAGGGGGUGAGGUGUCCGCAUAACUUGUGUGCCUCUAGGUAUCACAGGAUUUUGCUAUAUUUUUAUAUUAAAGUCACAGUAGUAACCUGCUAAAAGUACAAUGUUCCCCUAAAUUAUAAGCUUGAAAUAUAAGUUUGAUUAACCAGAUGCCGUCUGGAUAAAAUGGUGAAUGUUUUUGCAUUCUCACGAGUAACUUGUGGAACUGACUUCUGUUGAUUUAUGAAAGAAAAAUUUAAUAUUGGACAUUUCCCCAUGCACAAAAGUCUUUUUCUAGAAUAGAUAAUUUAGUGGGUGCAGUUUUUAUCUUGGUCUUUGAUAUUUCUUGCAGGACUGUAGUAUUCUUCUAAGCCUUUUUGUUUUGUUUUAAACUAUGAAAUACAUAGCAGAAAAAAACAAAAGCUUAUCAACCUUGCCUCCAUAUUUUUUUACAGUGACAGUCUAAAUUUUCUAGAAAACUUCAAAUGUUGGAUAUGAAGGGCUGAUAGUCAAUUUUUGACUUUGUUUACAUCCCUAUUUAUUAGCACAAUUAGCUCAACUGUUAUUUAGCUCUGAGGUCUACAAACAUUUUUUAUAUGUAAUUAUGAAAUGGAUGCAGUAACUUUUGCCUUUGGUGGUUUUGGAUGCAAAGGUGCAUGGUUGCUUCCAUGUAUCCUAAGUACCAGAGGUCCUGUACAGUCAGAAUAUUUAAUUAUUUCCACAUGCUACGCUUUAGCCUUUCUAUAAUAUUGACCCUUGACAGAUGUAUACUGGAUUCUGAUGUGCUUUUCAAGCAUGACGUUCCAGUACAAAGUGGAACGUUUCAAUUUGCACAAUGAUUUUGAAAUGUUUGCAAGCUAGUGAAUUAGGAUUCAACUAUAUUGAGAUCUGUCUUCUAUCUUUUGAAAGCAGAUUUUAUUCAUAUAGCUGAUAAAACAUUUUGCUGCUCACUUAAAAUACUGACGUUUUAAAUCUAUGGAUAAUUGUUUAACUGGUUUUAUACUUUAUGUGCAUGCUCUAUAAUUUAAGAAGCCCGAUUACAGUUGAACAUUCAGUGAAGGUAUUCAAUUAUUGUUGAUACUUAACCUUUUAUCGAUAUAAUUAACUUAAAACUGUACAUUGAUAUUCAGAUUAUCUUGUUUAGAUGUGUUCAGCAGUAAUAUUUUACUGCCCUGAUCUUUUGCUGAGAUUAUGAAUGUUUGGGACUGCUCAUUUUCUAUGUCUUCUCACUCCCACGUUUUCAUAUGUUCCUAAUGGUUUACUCUGGAACAAGGGAGUAUGAAAAGUCAAGAUGCACAUGCUCAAAUAUAAAACUUUAAAAAACUUAUAAAACUUUAACUUAUAAAAAAUUAUAAAAACACAUUAAGAAGUUCAGGAUCUGUGUGGAUUUAUAAAAUCAAUUAUCUGAUGAAUUUUUCCCAUUGUAUCACUAACAUGUAUGAUUAAUGUGGAUAAGAUUUAAUAUUUUUUCACCUUGAGAAAGGAGUAAUAUUUAAAAAAAAUAUCCAGGCACUCAAUAAAGUUAUGAACUUUCUUUCCUGAAAAUCUAAAAUGCUACAAUAUUAAGGUCUGCAGUCGCUAUUUUUUCUUGGACAGAAAUAGUUUUAUGAGGGGGCUUCACAAAAUGGCGCAUAAUUUAAACACUUGUGAACAUCUUACAUUUUGACAACCCCUUCUGUUAAAUGGAAAGAUUAAACAACAAAGGUGAAAUAAAUUUGUUAACUGGUUGCAAAUUAAUUUUAAUGCAGCUUUCCAGUCACCUUGUAAACAAUGUUGAAUAUACGUUUUGUCAGAAUUAAUUCAAAUUCUUUCUAAAGCCCUUUAUGACUUUUGUACUCUUUUAACUCAAAGGCUUUCAAUUAGGUGACAGUUUAAAAGUCGCAAAGCAAUGUUUUGCAAACCUUUUGUGUUUCAAGUUUCAAGUGUUUUAAUUAAUUCUUGAACAUUUAUUUUGAUAAAUUUGCGAAUCCUUGGAAGGAAUUUCAUUUAAAGUUUCUUGUCGUGCUUGGCUUUAGCAUUCCUAAUUGGCAUACACACGCUCUGCAUUGUCACAAAGUUAUUUUGUAUUUUCUUUGGUACUUUGAUUCUUAAUCUCUGAUUAUUAACUGAUUUAAUUAUUUGCAUACAUAUCAGAGAUUUCAGAGAAACCUGAUUAUUGCAGGUAGCCUUCUUGAUUAAAGAUUGUUUAAAAAUACUUAAUUAGCAUGGCAUUUUCCCUGAUAUUGAAUGCUAACUCUAAAGAAAGAACAUGCUUAGACUUUGAGAAGAAUGGGAUGCGUACAGAAAAAAUUGCCAGAAAAGUCUUAGUUAUGGAACAUCAGUAAAACAAACUGUCUUAAUGUUUUUUAAGAUUGAGAAAUAUUUUCCCCCAUACAAUGGCAGUUGUCCUAACUCGGUCCAUGUUUUACCCAAGUGCAGAGGUUUCAUUGAUUAGGUAACUAUGAUAAGAGGAAAAGCACUAUUUGCAAAUAGGAUAGAGCAAGCAUCAUUUUACUGAAUGAGACAAAAGGCACAAGAAGAAAAGGUAGAUAACUGCUGCACCUGCUAAUUAGGGGCUCCUGAAGGAAGAUCUGCCUUUAUUAUGAUGGAUGUCUGAUUUUUUAAAACCAGUAACAGUUUAUUCUUGAGAGCAAGAAGCUUUUUGACAAUGCAAAAUUUGCUCUUAUAGCCUUAAAUCAUAUUUUCAAUGAGUUCAAUUCAUUAUCUUGCAAUAUGUAAUCUUAACUGAUUUUUUAAAUUGACUUGUCAUAACUUUUACAAAUGUAUGCACUAUCUGUCAGCCUUGGGAGAGAAUUUUGAAAGAACCAAGAUUGCACUUCAAAAUGAUGUGGUCAUGUUCUUGGUGGUAAAUUUGCAGUGGAUUACCUUGAGUGACUGGUGUUAAUUAUCUUAUUGUAAUGGGGCCAUGUCAAAUUGAGAUGCAGCUGAAGAAUUAAAUAAUCAUUCUGUUCAAUUAAGAUUGUCUGUUAUGAAUGUGUGCUAUUCAUUUGAUUACACUAUCAAUUGCCAACUUGAGAUUAUUCUUAUGUAUAAAAUAUAUCACACUAAAACCGACUACUUAAUUUAUUAUUAUUUCACGAGGAUUGAAUGUCUGACCUGCCUUUGUUUCUGACUCCAUCUUAAUGUUAUGAACAGUUAUUUUGAAGAGCAAGUUAUUAAGGAAACCCUUGCUGCCUUUGCUUGAAAUACCCAUUCUACCUCGUUAGCAUUUAUUAGCAAUAGAAUAACUGACUGAUAUCAGUCUAACUGGUAUUGCUACCCUAACUGGUACUAAUAUCUUCUUUAGAGAUCAUUACUAUUACAAUGCUCUCUCCUGCAAUCAUUACUUUAUUUCUAUACAAAAAUAACAUCUAAACCAGAAAGCAUACAGUAUAAGCUGCAUGCACUUAUUUAUAAACUCUAUGUAUGCAGAUGCUGAGGAACCUGUACAAAUUUGAAACUGUAAACUAAGUAUAUGCUGAUUCAGACUUGCAUUGCAUAAAGCGACACCUUGGUGGUACACAUUCUAUUGUUCAUUGAAUUUGCUGUCAAGCAGUGUCAAAAAAUAUAAGGCAGUAUCCUGUCACAUUGUCAGGGUUUUGUAUUCCACAAUUAGUGCAUUCAUGAUCAAAUUCUGAUGUACUUAUAGUUCAAAAGCAAAAUAUGAUACAAAGUCCAUUGUCUUUGUAUGGUACAGCAAUUCCUUGAUAAUUGUUCUUUUGGUCUAUGUUUCCAAGUCAUUAAAAGAAACACAUUUUAGGUGAUUGCUUUCUCCACUUGAAGUAAUGAUCUACAUUGUAAUAAAUAAGGAAUUCACAGUAAUGUUGCAUACGGCCAAACUUAUCGUGUUCUCAAAGUACAUAGUGCACAGUAUGGCUUGUUGGAAAAUGUAUCUGAGGUCAUUCAACUUUUAUGUCAUAUAGAUAGAUAUAUUACAACUUCCUGAAUAUUUUCCAUAUGCCACCUCUUCAAAAUUCAUGUGUUCAGUUAGUUGCAUUACUUCCACACUGCUAACCUGCCUUUCAUUUUUAACUAAACUUGGCUGGGAACUUCACAUUGCACACAGAAUGUGUCACAUCCAGUGGUCAUUGUGCACUGCUUCAGCAGAAGUACAUCACUGUAGUGGAACCCCACUCCCCUGUGACCAUCAGAAAAAAAUGUAUGUCUGCUGUUGAAUAAGGUCUUUGGUAGCUUUCUUUUAGUUUGUAAAAUGCUACUAUGUUAUUUAUUUAUUGUAAAGACUAACAUUGUGAAAGUUUAAUAAAGCUGGAAAACAA